Hibiscus syriacus is the source of this 4191-nucleotide messenger RNA. Its product is annotated as probable LRR receptor-like serine/threonine-protein kinase At3g47570. The record is from RefSeq and is a predicted model, not a curated record. Gene Ontology annotation, biological process: protein phosphorylation. NCBI's taxonomy places the organism in Eukaryota, Viridiplantae, Streptophyta, Magnoliopsida, Malvales, Malvaceae. Gene Ontology annotation, molecular function: protein binding; protein kinase activity; ATP binding. The transcript is spliced from 7 exons. The coding region runs from base 27 to 3866 and encodes 1279 amino acids.
GCUCUUCAUUUCUGCAAGUGCCAGUCAUGGGAAUUUCUUCCUUUCCAACGCUGGUGUUAGCGCAUUUCUUCUUCUUGUUUAUAGCACAUGUUCAUUCGUUAGAUUUUAAUGAGUCAUCUGCUCUUCUGGCCUUGAAAACCUACAUCAGUCCUCCUGAAUCUCAAAAUGUAUUGGCAAACAACUGGACUACCGCUACUUCAGUUUGCAACUGGACUGGUGUCAUUUGUGGCGGCCAACCUCGGCGGGUAACAGCCUUGAACCUUUCUUCCAUGGGUCUAAACGGCACCCUCCCACCAAUUGGUACAAUUCAAUCAGCUUUAGGCAGCUUAACUUCAUUGAAGAAGAUCGACUUGAGCAACAAUAAACUCUCAGGUUCCAUUGGUUCUACCAUUUUUAAUUUGUCUUCGCUCCAAAUAAUUGAUCUUAGCUUCAAUAGGCUAGAAGGCAAUCUCCCAACAGUCAUUUUCAACCGUCUUCCAGACUUGAAGGAGCUUUAUCUCUCAUGGAAUCAACUUUAUGGACAGAUCCCAGGCAGUUUAUUCAACUGCAGACAGUUGGAAGUAUUAUCUCUGUCUUCUAACAAUUUCAUUGGAAACAUACCGAUAAAUCUUGGGAACUUGACCACUCUCAGUCACUUGGAUCUUAGCAGUAACAACUUGGAAGGUCACAUUCCAAGCAGUAUUGGUAACUGCACAUCGCUCAAGGCAAUAAACUUCAGUGAAAACAACUUAGAAGGUGCAUUACCAUCAGAGAUUGGUCUUUUCCUUCCAAAUCUUCUUGAGCUUCAACUUCGGGGAAAUGAACUUCAGGGAACCAUCCCUAGUUCCAUCUCUAAUGCAUCUAAGCUCACUCUGUUGGAUUUGGCUGAUAACUCAUUUACAGGCCAUAUUCCUACAACAAUCGGCUAUCUGAAAAAUCUCCAAAAACUUGAUCUUGGCCAUAAUCAGUUAUCAAGUGAAUCCUACACUCCAGGGUCAAGCUUUAUACAUUCAUUGACAAAUAACAGGCAGUUGAGAAAGAUAGUGUUAUCAGGCAAUCCUCUAGAUACUGUGCUCCCUAUGUCCAUUGGAAAUCUCUCCACCUCUCUUGAAUAUCUUGAGUUAACAGAUUGCAGACUGAAGGGAAGCAUUCCAACUGAAGUUGGCAGCUUAAGCAGUUUGAUUUCCUUAAAGCUGGGAAACAAUGCAUUGACAGGUGUUAUUUCAUAUACAAUUGGACGUCUGAAAAACCUGCAAAGUUUGCAACUUCAAGGUAAUAAAUUACGAGGAUUCAUUCCUUAUGAUCUUUGUACGUUGAGAAAUUUGUUUGAAUUGUUUUUAGGUGGUAAUGAGCUCUCUGGAGCCAUACCAGGAUGCCUAAGUAAUCUCACUGCUCUAAGGAACCUCAGCUUAAGCUCUAAUAGGUUGACUUCCACAAUACCGUCCAGCUUGUGGAGCCUUGUGAAUAUACUGGCCAUAAAUCUCUCAUCAAAUUCUUUACAGGGUUCUCUCUCACCAGGAAUCAGUAAUUUGAAAGCUCUGAUCGAAAUCGACUUGUCAAAUAAUCAUUUGUCAGGGCACAUACCUUACAAUAUUGGGGACCUGAAAAAUCUAGCUUACGUCUCUUUGGCAGUAAAUAGAUUACAAGGUUCCAUUUCAGAACGCCUUAGUUUGUCUGUAGCCUUGGUAUUCUUGGAUCUCUCUCAUAACAACUUGUCCGGAGCAAUUCCGGAGUCUUUGGGAAAUCUCCGUUACCUUAUAUAUUUGAAUGUGUCUUUUAAUGAACUCGAAGGGGAGAUACCCAGUGCUGGAUCCUUUGCUAACUUCACAGCUCAAUCAUAUAUGAUGAACAAAGCACUUUGUGGUGCAGCACGAUUGCAAGUUCGGAGUUGCCGGACUAGUAAAAUACCAUGGAAAACUAUUUUGUUUUUUGGUAUGCUUCCAUUGAUUGCCUAUGCAUCAAUUUAUAUCCUAGCACAAUACAGGAUGAUAAAACACCGCAUGGAAAAGAAAAAGGAACAACUCUUAACAACUAAUAGAACGAUUCUGUACCAAGAAAUCGUGCUAGCAACAGAUGGAUUUAGGGAAAGUAACCUACUCGGAACAGGAAGUUAUGGAUCUGUUUACAAGGGAACAAUGAAAGAAGAGAAGAAUGUUGCCAUAAAGGUUUUCGAUUUGAAUCUAGAAAGGGGAUCGAGGAGUUUUCAGGUGGAAUCUAAAUUACUGACUGAAGUUUGUCAUCCUAAUCUUGUCAAACUCAUGAACACUUGUUGUGAUGAUGAUUUCAGAGCCUUGGUGUUAGAAUACAUGCCCAAUGGUACCCUAGACAAGUGGCUUUACACUCAUAAUUAUUUUUUGAAUCUCUUGCAAAGACUUGAUAUAAUGAUAGAAGUUGCAUCAGCUAUGAGCUACCUUCAUUCAAAACACAUCAUUCACUGUGAUUUGAAACCUAGCAAUGUCCUGCUAGAUGAAGACAUGGUUGCUCGUGUAAGCGAUUUCAGCAUUGCCAAACUUAUAGAUGCUGCAGUGCAAACAAGGACCAUGGCCACUAUUGGGUACAUGGCACCAGAGCACGGAUCGAGUGGAAUUGUAUCUGAAAAAAUAGAUGUCUACAGCUUUGGUAUUCUACUGAUGGAAACAUUCACUGGAAAGAAGCCCACAGAUGAUAUAUUCAACGGAGAAAUGAAUUUGAGGCGCUGGGUGCACGAGUCAUUACCUCAUGCAGUGGACACAAUCAUUGAUGUCACUUUGCUGCAAAGUGAUCAAGAAGUAGCAACUAAAACAAGAUGCAUAAAAUUGAUCCUGGAAGUUGCUUGGUUUUGUACUGCAGAGUCAUUUUCUGAUAGGAAGACUAUGACAGAAGUCGAGUAUGAGCUCCGUAAGAUUAAAACACAUUUUCUAAUAGACACUCAAUUGAUUGAAUGUGACGAUAUGGUCAGAUCAUGUUCUCUAAGAGACCCUGAAUUGACAGAAUGUGAAGAAUUGGGAACCGAUUCUAGGAUUUCGCUUCAAGAGCUUAAGUUAGCAACCGAUGGAUUUAGUGAAAGAAACCUGCUUGUCUUGGGGAAAUCUAGUUUUGUCUACAUAGGGCGGAUACAGGACAUGCGCCUUGUUGCGGUAAAGAUUUUUAACCUACAGAGAGGAGGGUUAGAGAAGUUUAAGGUUCAUUUUCGAGCACUCUCAUCUAUUCGUCAUCGGAAUGUUGUCAAAAUUCUGAAAUAUUGCAGUGACGUUAAUUUCAAAGCCUUGGUGGUGGAGUACAUGCCCAACGGGUCUCUCCAAAGCUAUCUACGCUCUGGCAAGAGUACUUUGACUUUGAGCUUUCAGCAAAGGGUUGAUAUAAUGAUUAACGUGGCAUCUGGUUUAUGUUAUCUUCAUUCUAUGCAUGUCAUUCACUGCAAUUUAAACCCCAUGAAUGUCUUGCUAGAUAAGGAUAUGGUAAGUAAUGUUGCUCGUAUAAGUGGCUUCAGCUUUGCCAAAUGCUUAGAAGAAGGGUUUGCUGCAGUUAAAACCUCUAGAAUGGCGGCUGCUCCCGGAUAUAUGACACCAGAGUAUGAAUCAACCAGAACUGUUUCCGAAAAAACUGAUGUAUAUAGCUUUGGUAUUCUACUAAUGGAAACGUUUACCGUUAUAAGACCGGCGGAAGAAAUGAACUGGAGGAGCCGGAUUUGCAAUUCCUUACAAUCUAUAGACAAAGUUGCAGAACUCAGUUUUCUGCAGACUGAUCCGGAAGACUCCGUUGCCUCUGUAGCACGUAUAAGCGGAUGUUUACGUUUGAUCCUGACAUUGGUUUAUUGUUGCACAAAAGAGUUACCUGAUGAGAGAAGGACUAUGACACAAGUUGAAACAGAGCUUGCGUGGUUAAAGAAAACAGUUGACAGAAUUUGAAACAGAGCAUGGGAUGUUGGAGAAACAGCUUUUUGAGUAUAUUUAUGGAAACAUUUACCGCAAUAAGGUCCAAGGAAAAAAAUGAAUUUGAGGAGGUGGUUUGAGAAAGACUGACAGAAAUUGAAUCAGAACUCAAUGAGGGUGAUACGGUUGUGACUAUGGUUGAUGGAAAUGAGCCUUGACCAUGAGAGUCAUUUGCGAACCAGUUGAGUCACUUUGUCUUACUGAAAUUUGCAAUUAAACAAGCCCCUUCAGCCGUUGCUGGGCGCGGGAUUUGUUUUUAGGGGUAUAAAUAGAACAUAACGUUGGAUGAAUCGUAGGUGGA